AUGUCAGGCUGGCGCCGUUUGAACAUUGGUAUCGUCGGUGGCGGCAUCGGUGGUAUGUCUGUGGCUAUUGCGUUGCGGCGUGCUGGCCACAUCGUGACGAUCUAUGAAAGAUCGGAUUUUGCGGGCGAAGUUGGUGCAUCAGUUUCAUGCGCCGCCAAUGGCACUCGCUGGCUGCACGAAUGGGGCGUGGAUGUUGCGAAGGGUGACCCGGUUGUUCUCAGGAAACUCAUCAACCGUGACUGGAAAACGGGGGAGCCCGUGAGUGUGUAUGACUUGGGCGACUACGAGGAGCGCUGGGGGUACGUAUACAACAUGUUUCACCGGCAGUAUAUGCAUGCCAUGUUGAACGACUCGGCUCUGGGCGAAGGAGAGGGCCAUCCUGCGACGCUGAAAGUAGACCACCGGUGCCGAGACAUCGACCUGAUCACGAAUACAAUCACUUUCGAGAACGGUGUACUCGCACAACAUGACCUGAUCGUUGGCGCCGAUGGCAUUGGAUCAGCAGUGCGAGGCAUUCUGGGGAUAAAGCCAGAGAAAAAACCAGCGGACUCCAGCUGCCUACACACGAACAUUAGCACCGAGGAAGCUGUUCGGUUGGGCCUGGUCGACUACUCCCAGGAUAACGCCCUGGAGUACUGGGGUGGACAAGAGGGCAAAUGGGAUAAGAUUGUGUUGUCACCCUGCAACGGCGGUAAGCUUCUCUCAUACUACUGCUUUUUCCCGCGAGAACAGGGCGACUAUUCGACUCAGUCAUGGGGUGCGGAUGAGCGCCCUGUGGAGGAGCUCUUGCAGCCCUACCCGGCGCUGGACCGGCAGGUUUUUGAUCACCUUGCCAUCGGCAAGGAGAUCAAGCCGUGGCGGCUCUGGGUGCACAAUCCCUACCCAUACAUCCAUCGAGGCAGAGUUUGCCUCCUCGGUGACGCGGGCCAUCCUAUGAUGCCGCACCAGAGCCAGGGUGCCUGCAUGGCCAUUGAGGAUGCGGCGGCCCUAGGGAUUUUGUUGAGCCCGCGAUACUUUGACGGGGAUGUCUCCCAGGCCCUGGCUGUCUAUGAGGAGGUGCGGUUGCCGCGUGCCACCCGGGUCCAGGCUGCCGCGGCUAAGGCAGCAUAUAAUAUCAAUGAACGAAUUGGCUUCUCCUUCAACAAAGAUAUCCCCACCUAUAAGGUCGAGGACCCGAAGAAAGUGCUGACCAUUGAAGAAAUGAACGCUUAUGACAUGUAUCAGGAUGUUGAAGAGAAACUCGCCGCUAAACGCCACGCCGCUUACACGGAUAAGUUUAUCUGCGGGCUACCGGUUGGACUGGAGUUGCCCAAUGGAAUCACCAUCGGGGACUAA
Molecule: messenger RNA, 1335 nt
Organism: Penicillium alfredii
Lineage: Eukaryota; Fungi; Ascomycota; Eurotiomycetes; Eurotiales; Aspergillaceae
Product: FAD-dependent oxidoreductase
Exons: 4
Coding region: 1-1335 (444 amino acids)
Molecular function (GO): FAD binding; monooxygenase activity
Source: RefSeq, a predicted model, not a curated record